AUGUCAGCGCCAGCAACGACGUACCAAGCAUUGCUGACUACUCAAUCUCCCGCAUUGCCGGUCUAUAUUAUUACAAGUUUUACUGUAUUAACUACCACAUGGCCGGCUAUGCAGUACACCAGUCAAACAACUGCUCUUAUGUCGAGCCAAGCGACAACAGGCGGAAUGUCUACAAGUAUCAUAUCGACUAUAAUCGCAACUAGUAUAAUGACUACAGUUGGAACAACUACAGGUGGAAUGACUACAGGUGGAAUGACUACAGUGGGAUCAACUACAGCCGGAAUGACUACAGUUGGAACAACUACAGGUGGAAUGACUACAGUGGGAUCAAAUACGGUCGGAAUGACUACAGUUGGAACAACUACAGGUGGAAUGACUACAGUGGGAUCAAAUACGGUCGGAAUGACUACAGUUGGAACAACUACAGCCGGAAUGACUACAAUUGGAACAACUACGGUCGGAAUGACUACAGUUGGAACAACUACAGCCGGAAUGACUACAGUUGGAACAACUACGGUCGGAAUGACUACAGUUGGAACAACUACGGUCGGAAUGACUACAGUUGGAACAACUACAGUUGGAAUAGCUAUAGUUGGAACUACUAUAAAUAAGACAUCAGCUAUCACUGUAACAAAUAUAGUGCCUACAAGAAGUAUAACUACGCGUGAGGUGAUUACAAGUACGUCAUUAACCAUUAUGACGUCAAGGAAAAUUACUACGGACGGAAUGACGACAGGCGAGAUGACCACAGGUGAAAUGAGUGCAAGCGGGAUAUCUACACGUUUGACAUCAACUAUCGUGACGACACGCGAAAUUACUACAAUUAUGACUACAACGUUACUACCACGGCACAACUUUUCACUAUGGAAUCCUGAUACUUGCAAUAGCGCCAACUUUAUUAAGCUAUCUAAUAAUACAUGUGUAGCAAAGCAGGAUGCACAAGUCAUUGGCUGUGGGCUCGUACACAAUCGAUCGUUGAGCGAUGAAUACAUAGCCUAUGGAAUAUCUCUAUAUAUUAGUUCAACUACUAAUUCGACUACUGUACGAAAUAAUACAUGUGUUUUGACACCGAGUGAAAUCGACGAUGCACUUUAUAAUCGCACGUCAACAAAUUUACUGAUCAAUUCCUAUACAUCAUUAGUUAUGAUUCAGCAACCAAAUCGUGAUGAUGGCGUAUUCAUUCUAGGCGCAUCAUUCAACCGAGGUAUUGGUGGGGACAUCGUCGAUACAAGAAAUAAAGAAAAUGUCACACGGUCAAAUAUAUCUGCGGCAGCUAUUGUAAAUCGAGAAUCUCUGGUUGGUGUCACAUCUUUACAAGUGAUUAUUAUUGAUAAACCUACGGACUAUGAACAUGCUGAUAAUAAGACAAAUAAAACAGUUCUUUCAUCGGUUAUUAUUGUUAAUCUAGAACGAAGCAGAUCAAGCGUAACUCCACUACAAAUCUCAUUAUACUUUAAUCCUUUAGAAGAAUACCAGCACAAUGGAAGUGGAACGCAUCUUUGUUCAUAUCUUAAUACAACUACUUCCACCUGGAGUGAAACUGGCUGUUCGAGUGCUCAGUUUUCGGAGGAACAUAAUCGCUACGAAUGUACCUGCAAUCACACAACAUCGUUUGCUCUUGUUUGGUUACCUACAUCACUAGAAACAACGAAUUAUACAAAAGAACUCGAUGCACAAGAUAUUACUUCACUGAUCUUUCAAUUAGCCUCCAUAAUAUGCUUUUUAAUCAUUCUAACACAUGCUACUGCCACUCGCAUUAUCCAGCCAAUGCGAAGUAUCCCAGCACUUAAUCUACUUCCGCUGAUUUCAACAGCAAGUUCGACAAUUUUGUUUAUUUUCUUCAUCGCUCUCUCACUGACUGUUUAUACGCAAACAGCAUCUUCAGAUCAAAUUGUUUGUUUUCCGACUUCCAUUGUAUUAAUGUUUAUCACAUAUUUCCUGCUGAUAUUCAUGUUUUGUGCAAAAACAAUAACUGGUUACUUUUAUUUUCUUCGAUUUGUUCGACUUUUUCCGCAACCAACUCAUCGAAGAUUAUACCUUAUGCUUCUUCUCUCUUUUCUCAUUGCUUGCGUAUUUGUUUCGUUCGCAAUUGGCUUUUACAGUCAAUUAUCCUAUCAAAUCAUACGAUUAUAUCCAUAUAAAUUAUGCUGGUUCAAUCGUCCAUCGAUUUAUUAUUUUAUGACAAUACCAAUUGGACUUUCUCUCAUCACAAAUCUGGUAACAAUAAGUUUCGUUGCUAAAAGUAUCAUCACCCAUGCGCGCAAUGCUGCGACAUCGAAACAAAUUAGUGAACGAUUGAGACGUUGUGUAAUUGUUCUACUAUCAUCCUGCAUCUUCCAAGGUCUUGGGUGGAUAUUCGGGCCAUUGAUUUCGUUUGUUAAUCCGAUGGCUGGAAAUGUAUUGACAUGGUUAUUUAUUAUCAUCAAUGGUUUAGAAGGUGUUUGGUCGGUAAUUUUAUAUGUGCUUAUACGAUUACAACGAUUAGAUGAACAGAAGAUUGUGUCAGCUGCUAUGGAGCUUCCGAAAGCAAUUGCGAAUGUACCGAAGAAGGUGAAAGAUGGUGACAAAGCUGCACUCUCUUCAAUGAAGAAUUUGCGCCAACGCGAAUCGAGGAAUGGUUCAAGUGAAGAGAACAAUUGGUUAAAAUAA
Adineta ricciae is the source of this 2649-nucleotide messenger RNA. The record is from the annotation of a GenBank genome assembly. NCBI's taxonomy places the organism in Eukaryota, Metazoa, Rotifera, Eurotatoria, Adinetida, Adinetidae.